GGACCAAAAAUAUUAAACGCUGCGGAUAGAAAACAAGGAACACGUAAGGUAGUCUUCUAGAGUCUGGACUGUAGAUGGCUUCCUCAUCUCUGCCACUCAUCAAUGGAGGCAUCAUUUUCUCCUCUCAAUACUCAUCCCUUUCCAAACACUACCACUCCGCAACUCCCCUCAAGCGGGGAUUGAGAAGAGACCAAGACACCAGCAUGGUCAUUAACAGAACCAGAGGACAAGCAUUUCAAAUCUUGGCUAAUCCCAAUGUGUCUUCAGGGAAACGAGGCUCGGUUAAAGAAGUGAUCAUGGUUGAUCCUUUGGAAGCCAAGCGGUUGGCUGCCAAACAAAUGCAAGAAAUUAAAGCAAAACAGAAAUUCAAGAGAUGUGAAAUUGAAGCAAUUAACGGAGCUUGGGCAAUGAUUGGUCUUACAGCAGGUUUGGUAAUUGAAGGUCAGACUGGAAAAAGUAUUUUGGCUCAGUUGGCAGGAUACUGGAGCAUUGUUGUCAGUUUUUUUUGUGCAGUAAUUGUAAAGUUUGAGAAAUUGCAGAUUUUUUCUCAAAUAAUUCUUUAAAACUGAUGCUGUGAGCCUGUGAGUUCUUUCCAAUGAUGUUUCUUCUGUCCACAAUUCUUAUACCAUUUUAUUUGAUUUGCUACUCA
Messenger RNA from Juglans microcarpa x Juglans regia, 649 nucleotides. RefSeq lists its product as uncharacterized. The record is from RefSeq and is a predicted model, not a curated record. Gene Ontology annotation, cellular component: chloroplast thylakoid membrane. The transcript is spliced from 5 exons. Bases 75 to 563 code for a protein of 162 amino acids. Lineage: Eukaryota; Viridiplantae; Streptophyta; Magnoliopsida; Fagales; Juglandaceae.